AUGUUGAUCAAAGGCGAAAAGUAUGCCUGUGAGGCAUGUGUGAGAGGUCAUCGGGUCAGCAACUGCCAGCACUCGGAUCGGCCAUUGCAGCACAUCAACAAGAAGGGCCGUCCAGUCUCACAGUGUACCCAUUGUCGAACUCUCCGCAAGUCUCGCUCCGCACAUGUUCGAUGCGAGUGUGGAGAGAAGGCACACACCAAGGGCGGCUGCAGCCAUGAUUCUGAUGCCCAGGCAGACAGCUGCUGUUGCAGUCACACCGGCCGUUGCACUUGCGCUCUAAAGAAGGAGCAUUUGGAUCCAGUUCCCGAAUCUGAUUCAGAUGAACCCUGUUUGUCUGUGGCACGUAAAGACGAGAAGCGUAGACCUCGAGCUCUCACGGCACAAUCCGAUGGAGGGUUGACCAUCUUUACCAAUGGCCAUCACAAGCCCGUUCACAAGCAUAACAACAUGGCCUCUAAAUGCGGUUUACCAUACGUUGUUCCACGGGCACAUUCAAUCCAUGGUCCAUCCCCGUCUGGUCUAGCAAAUAGAUCUGUUGACAAUCUACCCCAUACAAGCACCAUCGAUGCGUUACACAGCGACUCUCAUAUCAAGGAUUCGAUGGUCAGUGCGCAACAGGAACAGCGGAUGGUGAAGUCUGAGCACGGAUCGCCCCUCUUGACUCCUCAAUCAAAUUUGGAGCAACUGAACGGGCAGCUCCCGCCUCUCGAUUUGUCAGCUAUUCCCGGAGAGUUCAACUUUUUGCAGUCACUGGACGGCUUUACUACUGUUCCUGACCACGAGCCGCCUAUGUUUUCUGCAGGGCUAAGCUCGGCAUCCAUUGAUUGGUCUCAUUAUGAUGGACUUGAUUUCAACAAUGACAACUUCGCGAAUUCCUCGUACAGCCAAGCUGCAUCCUUUACUGGAUUCGACUUCAGCAGCAUAGAUCAGCCAGCUCUAACCACCACUUCAACUUCUGGCGAGAUCUCCGAGGUUGAGGAUUUUGUCCCCUUGAAUGAGAACAGUGGAAGCCGACCGCCCUUACUCAACAACCAGUAUGGUUCCGAUUUUGACAACUCAGACUUUGGAGACAUCGAUGGCUACCGACUGAGCACCGCAUCGUCUUAUAUCGGCAUGCCCCAAGCGCAGAUGCUGGCCAACAACAACUUCGAUUCUCUUGACUUAGACUCCUUUCUGAAAGGUGUUCAAACGUCUGGGCCCUAUGGUAACAGUAAUCACGGUCUUCCGACGGCCAACUACCUUGAUGAUGGCAAGUCUGGACUCAACACUUCCCCUUUUGACGACAGUACAAACUUCCAGCUGCUACCUACCGAAGACGACAAUGACGCAUUCUGGAUGCAAUCGUUUGUCCCAACCCAAAUUCCGGGCAACAAUUCCAACAAUGACAUUCCUGAAAACAACAAUUGGGCUCAAUAA
Molecule: messenger RNA, 1416 nt
Organism: Cadophora gregata
Lineage: Eukaryota; Fungi; Ascomycota; Leotiomycetes; Helotiales; Ploettnerulaceae
Exons: 3
Coding region: 1-1416 (471 amino acids)
Biological process (GO): positive regulation of transcription by RNA polymerase II; intracellular iron ion homeostasis; intracellular copper ion homeostasis
Cellular component (GO): nucleus
Molecular function (GO): DNA-binding transcription factor activity, RNA polymerase II-specific; RNA polymerase II cis-regulatory region sequence-specific DNA binding; copper ion binding
Source: RefSeq, a predicted model, not a curated record